This is a messenger RNA of Merops nubicus (carmine bee-eater), 3684 nucleotides long. It is a transcript of the gene PLCE1, whose product is annotated as phospholipase C, epsilon 1. The annotation marks the transcript as partial. NCBI's taxonomy places the organism in Eukaryota, Metazoa, Chordata, Aves, Coraciiformes, Meropidae. Gene Ontology annotation, biological process: phosphatidylinositol-mediated signaling; small GTPase-mediated signal transduction; lipid metabolic process. The record is from RefSeq and is a predicted model, not a curated record. Gene Ontology annotation, molecular function: guanyl-nucleotide exchange factor activity; phosphatidylinositol-4,5-bisphosphate phospholipase C activity. The transcript has 21 exons.
AACGUCAAGCGUGUACAUCUAUGGCUGGCUCCAGUGUCCUUCCCUCCAACGUGGCUGGUAUCAGCAAAGAGCUGAUCGAACUGCAGCAUCUCAUCCAGUUCCCAGAGGAGGUUGCCAGCAUUCUGACUGAGCAGGAGCAGGAACUCUACCGGAAAGUCUUACCCAUUGACUACCUCUGCUUUUUAACCAGGGAUUUGGGGAGUGCUGAAUGUCAAAGCAAGCUGCCAUCUAUUAAAGCAUCCAUAUCUGCUACUAUUCUUUCUUCCCCCAAUGGUGAACAUAAUGCUAUAGAAGAUCUUGUGACAAGGUUUAAUGAGGUGAGCUCGUGGGUUACCUGGCUGAUCCUGACUGCAGGUUCUAUGGAGGAGAAACGAGAGGUCUUCUCAUAUUUGGUACAUGUGGCAAAAUGCUGCUGGAAUAUGGGCAACUACAAUGCUGUAAUGGAAUUUCUGGCAGGGCUAAGGUCAAGAAAAGUUUUAAAAAUGUGGCAGUUUAUGGAUCAGUCUGAUAUUGAAACCAUGCGAAGUCUGAAAGAUGCUAUGGCACAACAUGAGUCAUCCUCAGAAUACAGGAAAGUGGUGAACCGGGCACUCAAUAUUCCAGGCUGUAAAGUCGUUCCGUUCUGUGGUGUAUUUUUAAAAGAGCUUUGUGAAGUUUUGGAUGGAGCAUCAAGCCUCAUCAGGCUCUGUCCACGAUAUAACUCCCAGGAUGAAACAUUAGAGUUUGUUUCAGAUUAUAGUGGACAAGAUAAUUUCUUGGAACGAGUGGGCCAGGAUGGUUUAAAUAAUCCAGAAAAAGAAUCAACAGCAAACAGUAUCUUUCAAACCAUUCGGAGCUGCAAUCGCAGUUUGGAAUCUGAAGAGGGUGAAGAUAAUUUUAGUGAAGGGAGUGAUUCAAGAAAAAACUCUUUGAAGGACAAAAACCGGUACCAAUUUAUAAUAGGAGAUCUUUCAGAUUCUGAAAGUGAUAUAUUUGAGCAGUUGAAGGAGUGGGACACAAAAUCAACAGAAGAGCAACAAAAGGCUUUCUGCCAUGGUAUAGAACUCAUUCCCUGGUACGUGUUAUCUAUCAGGGCUGAUGUCCAUCAGUUCAUGCAACAAGGGGCAACUGUCAUUCAUUAUGAGCAGGAGACACAUCUCUCAGCACGCUGUUUCCUUCAACUUCAGCCUGACAACAGUACUUUGACUUGGACAAAACCCACAACAGCUUGCCCUGCAAAUGCUAAGGCAAAACUGAGUGUGCUGGGUAAUACUGCUGAGCCUGGGAAAUACCAGUUUCUUGGUAACACUGGACUGAUGGAAGGUUUUUUGGACUUGUUUUCAGCCAAGGCUGUAUAUAUGGGACACUCUGGCAUUGAUAUGCACACUGUGUGUGUUCAAAAUAAACUUUGUAAUAUGUCCCUUGAAGAAAAUGGUAUAACACUACUUUAUGGACUUCAGACUACUGAUAAUAAGUUGCUGCACUUUGUCGCUCCAAAAUAUACUGCCAGAAUGCUGUAUGAUGGAUUGCUGGAAUUGACUAAAGCUGUAAGAAAAAUGAGGAGAUUCCCUGAUCAAAGACUACAGUGGCUACGGAAACAGUAUGUCAGCCUUUACCAGGAGGAUGGAAGAUUUGAAGGUCCGACCUUGGCUCAGGCUGUUGAGCUGUUUGGAGGCAGACGAUGGAGCGCAAGAAACACAAACACAGGAACUCUCACCAAAAGCAGUGAGAAACCUAGUGUACAGAGAAACAACACUCUGGGAAUAAACACAGCUAAGAAAAAGAAGAAAGUACUCAUGAGGGGUGAAAGUGGAGAGGCCACUGAUGAUGAAAUGGUGACUCGGAAGGCAAAAAGCUGUAAGGAAUAUCGUAAUAGAAGUGGUUCAGAUCCUCAAGAUAUUGAUGAACAAGAAGAACCAGAUCAAAAUAUUAUUAUUAAUGCUUCUCCAUCUAACAACCUGCCAUCAAGAAGAGCUCACUCUCUGACAGCAUCUGGAUCUCCUAAUUUAGGAGCUACAUCUUCACCAACAAGACCAGUCUCUUCUCCUGUAAUCACAUGGAGCAGCAGUAGCUGGCAUGGCCGUGUUAAAGGAGGAAUGAAGGGGUUUCAGAACUUCAUGGUGUCUGAUAGUAACAUGACUUUUGUGGAAUUUGUAGAGCUCUUCAAAUCUUUCAGCGUCCGUAGCCGCAAGGAUUUGAAAGACCUGUUUGAUGUCUAUGCUGUGCCUUGCAACCGAUCUGGUUUAGAGCCUGCUCCGCUUUACACUAAUUUGAAGAUUGAUGAAAAUAGCAGUGGAUUCCAGCCUGAUUUAGAUUUAUUGACUAGGAAUGUUUCAGACCUUGGUUUGUUCAUUAAGAGCAGGCAGCAACUAUCAGACAAUCAGAGGCAAAUAUCUGAUGCUAUUGCUGCUGCCAGUAUUGUAACCAAUGGUACUGGAGUUGAAAGCACGUCUCUGGGAAUAUUCGGAGUGGGAAUCCAGCAGCUAAAUGACUUCCUAGUGAACUGCCAAGGAGAACACUGCACCUAUGAUGAAAUCCUCAGUAUUAUCCAGAAAUUUGAACCCAGUGUGAAUAUGUGCCAGCAGGGGCUGCUAUCUUUUGAAGGAUUUGCAAGAUUUUUGAUGGAUAAAGACAACUUUGCCUCUAAAAAUGAUGAGUCACAAGAGAAUGCUGAGGACUUUCAGUUUCCACUGUCAUAUUACUACAUAGAAUCUUCACAUAAUACUUACCUUACUGGCCAUCAGCUUAAAGGGGAAUCCUCAGUAGAGCUCUACAGCCAGGUUCUUUUACAAGGCUGUAGAAGUGUAGAAUUAGACUGCUGGGAUGGAGAUGAUGGAAUGCCUAUCAUUUAUCAUGGACACACUCUUACUACUAAGAUCUCUUUUAAGGAGGUGGUUGAAGCUAUCGACCGCAAUGCGUUUAUCACCUCCGACAUGCCCGUCAUCAUAUCCAUCGAAAACCACUGCUCCCUGCCUCAGCAGCGCAAGAUGGCUGACAUCUUCAAGAAUGUAUUUGGAGAUAAGCUGGUAACAAAGUUUUUAUUUGAGAGUGACUUUUCUGAUGAUCCCAUGCUUCCUUCACCUGGCCAACUGAAAAGAAAAAUCCUGCUUAAAAACAAGAAGCUGAAAGCCCAUCAAACACCAGUAGAUAUACUGAAACAAAAGGCUCACCAGCUGGCGCAUAUGCAGGCACAGGCUAGCAAUGGUGCUAGCAACCCCACACCCACCAAUGAAGAGGAAGAAGAUGAAGAGGAUGAAUAUGACUAUGACUAUGAAUCUCUCUCUGAUGCUGAUGUCCUUAAUGCUUCUCCUGCUCCUAACAGCCAGGAAGAUAACAUUCUUGAAGACCGACCUGAGAAUAAAUUAUCAAGUGACAAACUGCAGUUUGAAUAUAAUGAAGAGACUGCCAAACGAAUAAAGAAGGCUGAUUGUGCUACUUACAGUAAUAAAGGAAAGGUUUAUGACAUGGAGCUGGGUGAAGAAUUCUAUCUUCCACAAAAUAAGAAGGAAAGCAGACAGAUAGCCCCAGAGCUAUCAGAUCUUGUCAUUUACUGUCAAGCUGUAAAGUUCCCUGGCUUGUCAACUUUAAACCCAUCUGGCUCUAGCAGAGGAAAAGAAAGAAAAAGCAGGAAGUCCAUUUUUGGCAACAAUCCUGGCAGACUGAGCCCUGGGGAAUCAGCUUCUCUUGCCAAAGCAUCUGGAAAAG